Messenger RNA from Dovyalis caffra, 390 nucleotides. The record is from the annotation of a GenBank genome assembly. Lineage: Eukaryota; Viridiplantae; Streptophyta; Magnoliopsida; Malpighiales; Salicaceae.
AUGGAAAAGGCCAACCCGCCCAUAACACAGUCACAGAUGGGAUUACUUGAUCAAUCGCUAAAAGGAGUUACUGCUGGACAAAUCCGGGAAGUAGCCAGUGUUGAAAAAACUAAAGAAGAGACUGUGAAACGAUGUAUACGGAGCUCGCAAUCACCUGUUGAUAGACACAUUCCUGACUUUCAAGAUAAGCAAGGGGGUGUUACUUACAAGCAGCAGAGUAGCUUGGAGACGCAGGAAUGCACGUCAAGACUGCUAGUUAAAUCACAGAGAGGUUUGAUGGAUGGGUUCAAAAUUCUGCAACAGUCUAAAAACCCUUUCAUGGUACUGAAUCAUUAUCCAAUGCGAACAAGUUUUGUCAGCAGCCGGAUGCCCAGUGGUCCCACUGAUUAA